CCGGAUGCAGUUUCUACAUUGACUACCUUUACACCUGCGAGGUCAAACAGGUUGGAGGCGCCGAUUUCGCCUCGUACUUUACUUUUCAGCUCACCUGGAAAUGCGCACCUGAGCGCGCGCGCGCCACCUCCGAGCCUCCAAAAGCUCCGCUCGCUUUCCCGCCGCUUUCCUUUGAGAUAUUCGUGGAAAAACUUUGGGAGGCACGUCUGAACUUUAAUGAAUAAUUAACCUGAGGAGCAAACAUGCGGAGCUGAGCCCGGACAGAGAGGCGCGCCUUUCGGGGACACGAAAGCAGAACUCCGCGCGGUUCUGAUCCGGAUCCUGUCAUCAUGCCGGGAGCGGAGAGCAGAGUGGAGGGCCGGCUGAAGAAGCUGGAGUCCCUCAUGAGGAACCCACAGUCGGCCCUGAACUUGGAGACCCUGCUGGACUCUAUGGAAGCUUUGGCUCAUGAUCUGAACUAUCCUGUCCUGAGAAAAAACAAAAACAUAGACUCCUUCCUCAACAGAUAUGAAAAGGUGGUGAGUCAGCUGCAGGAUCUCCAGGUGAAGCUUGACGACUUUGAAAAAGUGAAAUUGAUUGGAAGAGGAGCGUUUGGAGAAGUACAGCUGGUUCGGCACAAAACCUCCCAGAAGGUUUACGCCAUGAAGAAGCUCAGCAAGUUUGAGAUGAUCAAACGGUCGGAUUCCGCUUUUUUCUGGGAGGAGAGAAACAUCAUGGCCUUUUCCAACAGUCCCUGGAUUGUCCAGCUUUGCUGCGCCUUUCAAGAUCGCCGCCACCUCUACAUGGUGAUGGAGUUCAUGCCCGGCGGAGACCUGGUCACCCUCACCAUGAACUACGACCUCCCCGAGAAGUGGGCCCGCUUCUACACGGCGGAGGUGGUGCUCGCCCUGGACGCCAUCCACUCCAUGGGCUUCCUCCACCGGGACGUGAAGCCCGACAACAUGCUGCUGGACCAGCUCGGACACUUGAAGCUGGCGGACUUCGGCACGUGCAUGAAGAUGGACUCUACAGGAAUGGUGCGCUGUGACACAGCGGUGGGCACACCAGACUAUAUCUCCCCUGAGGUGUUGCAAUCUCAGGGCGGGGAAGGUUAUUACGGCCGUGAGUGCGACUGGUGGUCGGUCGGAGUCUUCAUCUAUGAGAUGUUUGUUGGUGAAACUCCCUUCUAUGCCGAGUCUCUCGUCGGAACGUACGGCAAGAUCAUGAAUCACCAGAACGCCCUCGUCUUCCCAGAUGACGUGGAAAUGUCUCAGGAGGCGAAAGAUCUCAUCUGUGCCUUUCUUACCAACAGGGAAGUUCGUCUGGGUCGCACCGGAGUGGACGAGAUCAAACGCCACCCCUUCUUCAAGAACGAACAGUGGACCUUUGACAACAUCCGUGACACUGUGGCUCCAGUUGUGCCGGAGCUGAACAGCGACAUAGACACCAGCAACUUUGAUGACAUAGAGGACGAUAAAGGCCAUGCUGAGACGUUUCCUCCACCCAAAGCCUUUGCGGGCAACCAGCUACCAUUUAUUGGCUUCACAUAUUUCAAGGAGAACCAGUUGUUGAGUAACAGUAGCAGCAGUUCGGAGGAAGAAUCGAAGGACUUCAAGGAAAAAGAGGAUAAAGAGAACUCUUCCAACAACAAGAAAGAGCUUAAAAAGAAAGUUGAUCAGCUGGAGGAACAGCUUGACCAUGAGAUGCAAGCUAGAGAUGAGCUGGAGCAAAAGUGCAAAAAUGCUACCAACCGCAUAGACAAGCUGGUGAAAGACUUGGAAUCUGAGAUGAACAGCAGGCAGAGGGUGGAGGCCUCGCUGAGGCAGCUGGAGCGCGAGCGAGCUCUGCUGCAGCACCAGAGCGCAGAAAGCCUCCGUAAGGUGGAGCUGGAAGCAGGAAGAAAACGCAGCCUGGAGAACGAACUGAACAGCCUCAAGGACCAGUUUGAGGAUCUGAAAAAGAGGAAUCAGCAAUCACAGAUUUCUAAUGAAACCAACAUCGAGCUGCAAAAUCAACUCAAGGAAGCGAACGCCUUACUAAAGGCUGAAAAAGACACAGUGGCGCAGCUGAAGAAGAGUCAGACUGAGGCUCAGAAACAUGCGCAGAGCCUGGAGAUCAGCCUCAGGGAGACAAAAGAACAAUGCAGCCAACUGGAGAACAACCAGGUGGAGCUGGAGAACCAACUCAGAGGAAUGCAGUCGGAGCUGGAGGAGGAGAGGAGGGACUGCAGUCUUGGGACAGUAACGAUUGCUGACCUGCAGGGACGCAUCUCUGGAUUGGAAGAAAAGGUGACCGAGCUGAAGGCGUCCCUCUCUCACGCCCAAUCGGAGAAGACGGAGCUCCAGAAUAAGCUCAACUGUCUGGAAAAGGAAAAAAGCAACCAAGACAUCGAUCUGACGUUUAAGAUCAAGUCGCUCCAGCAGAGUUUGGAGCUGGAGGAGGCAGAACACAAGGCCACGAAAGCCAAACUUGCAGAUAAAAGCACAAUCUACAAGUCCAUAGAGGAGGAGAAGUCUCAGGCCUUAAAGGAGUUGGAGAGCACCUUGAAGGAGGAGCGCAGCUUGAAGCAGCAGAUGGAGGGGAAGCUGCUGCAGCUGGAGAAGGACUACUCCAUGCUGGACUGCGACUACAAGCAGGCGCUGCUCAAGCUGGAGGACGUGAACGGGCAGAAGGAAAUACUGUCUGAAGAGGUCAAGCAGCUGACCUUACGUUUGGAGCAGGAGGUCCAGAAGCGGAAUUUGAUCCAGAACGAUCUGAAGAUGCAGAACCAGCAGGUGUCUUCGCUUCGCUCUUCAGAGAAGCAGAUUAAGCAGGAUCUCAACCACCUGAAAGACGUGAAGCAGAUGCUGGACAAGCAGAAUCAGGAGCUGCGCAGGGAAAAACAAGAGACUGAUGGCCAGUUGAUGGAACUGAAGGACCAGCUGGAGGCAGAGCAGCAAUUCACAACGCUGUACAAAACCCAGAUCCACGAGCUGAAGGAGGAGUGCGACGAGAGGAAUAAGAAGUUCAAAGCGCUGCAGCAGCGAGUCGCAGAAUACAAAGAGGAAAGGGAUUCUCUGGCCACACAGCUGGAAUCCAGUUUAACCAAAGCGGACUCGGAGCGCCUGGCCCGCUCCGUCGUCGAGGAGCAGUUCUCCCAACUGGAGAAGGAGAAGAUCAUGAAAGAGCUGGAAAUCAAAGACAUGCUGGCCAGACACAAGCAGGAGCUUGGUGACAAGGAGGCCACCAUCAGCCUGCUGGAAGAGUCCAAUCGCACCCUGACUGAGGACGUCGCCAAACUGGCCAGUGAGAAGGAAGAACUCAACAACCAACUCAAAGAAAUGCAGCAACAGCUCCUGAGAGCCAAGGAGGUGGAGAAAGAGAUGGAGGACAUGAAGGUGUCCUUUGAGAAGCAGCUAAAGAAUGAAAUCACACUCAAGAAGGAGGCUGUAAGCAAGCUGACUGAGGUGAUGAACAGGAGGGAGAAGGGACGGGGAGGCCACCGAGGCAUCGAUACGCAGAUCCUCAAGAAGGACAAGGAGAACAGGAAGCUGCAGGUUCAGCUGAAGGCGGAGAAGGAGAAACUCGACACCACCAUCAUCAAAUAUCAGAAGGAUCUGAAUGAUAUGCAGGCGCUGAUAGCAGAGGAGAGCCAGGCGCGUAUGGAGCUUAAGCUGGCGUUGGACAGCAAAGACUGUGACAUCGAGCGCCUCCGGUCCCAGAUCACCUCCCUCAGCAUCCACUCUCUGGACACCACCAGCAUCAGCAGCGGCAACGACGUGGAAGCAGCUGAUGGAUACCCAGACUCCGGACUGGAGGGUUGGGUUUCACUUCCUCUCAAGAGUUCAAAGCGAUCUGGCUGGGACAAAAAAUAUGUGGUCGUAAGCAGUAAGAAUAUAUUGUUCUACAACAGCGAGCAGGACAGAGAUCAGCACAUCCCUUACAUGAGUUUGGACAUCAGUAAGCUGUUCCACGUUCGCUCCGUCACUCAAACAGACGUCUACCGUGCAGAUCCCAAAGAAAUUCCAAAGAUAUUUCAGAUCCUCUACGACAACGAGGGCGAGAGCAAACGAGAGCUGGAAACCGCACUGGAAACCACUUCCAACAGCGACCGCAACAAUUUCAUCAGCCACAAAGGCCACGAGUUCAUCGUCACUCUCUAUCACUUCCCCGCCAACUGUGAGACCUGCAACAAGCCGCUGUGGAGCGUCUUCAAGCCGCCACCGGCCAUCGAGUGCCGCCGCUGUCACAUCAAGUUCCACAAAGACCAUUUGGACAAAAAAGAAGAAGUUUUUGUUCCCUGCAAAGUGAACUAUGACAUGUCCACGGCCAGAGACCUGCUGGUGCUAACCAGCUCCAAAGAGGAGCAGCAGCACUGGGUCAGCCACCUCCUCAAACGGAUCCCGAAGAAACACCCGUUAAGGAGUCCUCCGGCGCAGAUCAACCCCGUGGACACGCAGCUCCACUCUCCUCCCCGACCCUCCCCACACUUUUCACCGAGAAACUCUCCUCAGUUAUCGAGCCAUCGAAGGGCCAUCCGGGUCCAGUCCAACAGGCAACAGCAAGCUUCCGGGAAGAGCAGUUAACCGAGGCUGCGUUUUCAGCAUGAUGUGGAUUGAUGAUGGCGGCCUGGACACAAAUGCCGCCAAAGAAAUCAACUGACAAAAGGCAACAAAAGGGACUGAAACGUUCUCAGAAAAUGGAAAAUCAUCAACAAAGAUUUUUUUUAAGCAAAGCAAAACUUUUAUAAUCAAAAGAUUCAGUUUUUAGAUUCAUUUUCAAAAAAUUUUAAGCAUGUUUUUGAGCAUUUGUAUAGAAAGAACAGAAGUCUGUUAUCUUAAUGAAUAUUACAGCAGCACAUUAUACACAUGUGAUCCUGUAAUUGUAUGAAAAGAGUUAUUUGAAUGGAGUAUUUUGAGCUUUUAAACACUAAAAAUCUGUAUUAUAAUGCAGUAAUGUGUAAUGAAAAAAUGUUGUUUUUUCCAUAAUUCAUUUAUGUUUAAUAAAACAUUUGGAAAUGGAACAAUAAACAAAAAAUACUUAAA
This is a messenger RNA of Oryzias melastigma (Indian medaka), 5003 nucleotides long. RefSeq names its product rho-associated protein kinase 2. The record is from RefSeq and is a predicted model, not a curated record. Gene Ontology annotation, biological process: mitotic cytokinesis; cortical actin cytoskeleton organization; actomyosin structure organization. NCBI's taxonomy places the organism in Eukaryota, Metazoa, Chordata, Actinopteri, Beloniformes, Adrianichthyidae. The transcript has 32 exons. Gene Ontology annotation, cellular component: cytoplasm; cytoskeleton; centrosome. Gene Ontology annotation, molecular function: small GTPase binding; Rho-dependent protein serine/threonine kinase activity; ATP binding. Bases 330 to 4544 code for a protein of 1404 amino acids.